ACCGCGCUCUCCCGGCUCCUCUCGAUGGACGACGAGCUAGCCGCCUUCCAGGCGGAGCUCUCCCAGAUGGGCGGCUCGUCCAAGCCAUCGGACGCCGCCGCCGCUGCCGGCCCAAAGGCGCCAAAGGUGAUCUCGUCUUUGCCGGUCCGGUCGAUGCGGGUGAGCGGAGACUACGUGCAGCCGCCGGCCCCGACGUACGAGCCGGCCGGCCCGUCCGGCGGCCGGCACGUCGACUACGACCAGUUUGCGCAGGCCGAGCUCGAGCUCCGCAAUGCGCCGCCGCCGACCGCGUUCGGAGCGCCGGGAGAGCGCCCGCCUCCGCCGCCCGGGUUUGACCCGCGGAGGAGGUACGAGCACCUGAACAAGCCGCCCGAGAUGGUGGCACCGGUGGAGAUGGACCCGUCCCAGUGGACCCACACCGCGCCCGUCGCGCCGCCCAAGCCAGUCAAGGCCAACGCGGAGACGUCGACGAAGCGGUUUUGCGCGGGCAAGUCCUGGGAGGACCCGACGCUGGCGGAGUGGCCAGACGACGACUUUCGCAUCUUCGUCGGCGACCUAGGCAACGAGACCAACGACGACGUCCUCGCCCACGCCUUUGGCGCCUACCCCUCCUUCCAAAAGGCGAGGGUGGUUCGCAACAAGGGGACGCAAAAGUCGCUCGGCUACGGCUUCGUGUCCUUCAAGGACCCCUGGGACAUGACCAAGGCGCUGCGCGAGAUGCACGGAAAGUACAUUGGCAACCGGCCCGUCAAGGUGCGCAAGAGCACCUGGGCCGAGCGCAGCCAGGAGCAGUCAAGCACCAAACAGCAGUGGGUGCACGCGAUGGCAGUCAACGACAAGAAGGAGCGGAGCAAACUCAAGACGACCAAGGGCAAGCAGCGGCCGCACGUGCACAAGAGGCAGAAGAACAUGCCCUGGUGACUGCGACCGGCGUCGCGCUCCUCGCAGUGUGUGGGGAGAGAGGGUCGCGGAGUCCAGACUCCAGCGUGUCCAGCGCUCGGCUCUCUGUAGCUUGCCAGGCUCUCCAGCCACGUCCACCACCGGUCGCCGCGCGCACGCGCCCCGCCCUCCACACGCGCCGCGCUCUCGCAGUGCGCUCGCGCCGCAACGCUCCAGCGCACACGACUGCGUGGGUGCUGCUCCUGGGUCGUGGGUGCACCAACAAAUGCAAAAACGCCGCACACUGGCAGCUGGCACCCCUUAUUUACUGUGUUUCUACCUC
This is a messenger RNA of Emiliania huxleyi CCMP1516, 1222 nucleotides long. RefSeq lists its product as hypothetical. Gene Ontology annotation, molecular function: mRNA binding. Bases 25 to 921 code for a protein of 298 amino acids. NCBI's taxonomy places the organism in Eukaryota, Haptophyta, Isochrysidales, Noelaerhabdaceae. The record is from RefSeq and is a predicted model, not a curated record. The transcript is spliced from 4 exons.